Episyrphus balteatus (marmalade hoverfly) is the source of this 1512-nucleotide messenger RNA. RefSeq names its product sodium channel and clathrin linker 1. NCBI's taxonomy places the organism in Eukaryota, Metazoa, Arthropoda, Insecta, Diptera, Syrphidae. The transcript is spliced from 9 exons. Bases 146 to 1498 code for a protein of 450 amino acids. The record is from RefSeq and is a predicted model, not a curated record.
AUAGUAACGUUUUGAACCACAACAAAAAUAGUAAACAAAUUCCAGUAUAAAAUUUGACUUCUUUCUAAAAAAUUAUUAAAAUACCAGUGAAACAAUAAAAUUAAGAUAUGUGCGAAAUUUGGGAAAAAUAACUUUAGUGCCAAUUAUGACAAACAACGCAAGCAUUUUGCCACCUGAUAAAAAUUUUAAUGAAAUUAAAAAUAGUUACGAAAAUAUAAUUCAGAAAAUUGAACACGAACUGGAUUCCUACAAAGAGGAACAAACCAAGCUUAAGGAACAAGUUUUGAACGUUAUCGAAGUCAAUAAUCGAAUAAGUUCCCAAAUCAAUAGUAUUCAACCACAACCAGCAAUUGAUGAUAAUUGGAAAACUGAACGUGAACACGUACAGCUGACUGAUGAUGCAAUAUCAAAUUUAACCAAACAAGUGCAACACUUGAAUGAGGAACGAAGUACCAUUCAACAACUAUGGAAAACAUCUCAAGACACUAUUUCUAAUUUGGAAAUUGAAAUACAAAACUAUCGCAAACAAUUAUUUAAACCAAGUGCAUUUACUGAGAUAAAACACCAAUAUUCCACUACAAUCAAGAACCUUGAAAAUAUUAUAACAAAUCAGAAAAACGAUCUUGCCAAGCAAGCUCAAACCAUUCGUGCGUUAGGAGAAGAUAAGAUUAGAAGUAAUAAUCGUAUUAAAGAACUUCAAGCUAUAAUUCAAGAACAAGAAAACAAACUUUACGAACAUCAACAAAUGGAACAAAUCAAUACGAAUUUAAAACAAAAACUUCAAGAAGUUUUACACACUAAUUCCGAAUUGGAACUAUCAACAACAUUAGCCAAAGGUAUGAUCGAUGAACGUUUCAUUCGAGAGAAGAAUGCUUUGGAAAAGUUGCAAGAGGCAUUGCUCAUAGCUGAAACUGCUGUAGCUGAAAAAGAAGAAGCUAUUAAGCGUGAGUUGAUCAUAAAAGAAGAAUGUGAAACAUUGGCUACAACAAUUGGUCAAGUGAUGGAAGAAGCAGCACGAAAAGUUGAAAAGAAUGUUGAAACUUUGAGAGCUCAAUAUGAAGAAAAGGAAAAGGCUUUAAUAAAGAAACAUAACGAGGUCAGAAUGGAGUUGGAGAAGCAAACAAAAGCUUGUUUUUCGGCAGAAGCUCGUUGCAAGGAUAUCGAACAAAAACUUCAAGAGACCCUUAAAGAGAACCAAAGACUUGAUAAUGAACUCCAAAUUGCAUCUGAGACUUUAAUAGAAAUGGAACUUAAAAUAGAAGCCACGGGAAAUCUGCUGAAGCAAGAUAAAAAAUCUGAUAAGAUUUGUGAGAAACGAGAGCAACAAUUGCGGCAAUAUAUAGAAAAUAACCAACAAUUGAAAGAAAGAUGGAAAAACACUAUCGAAGACGUUACAAAAAAAUUUGGUAAUGAAAUUCAAAGACUUCAAAAAGAAAAUUCAAACCUCAAAGCGGAAAUACAUGCGCAACGACUGAAAGUGGAUAAAACAAAUUAUUAAGACUUUAUUGUGUU